UCCUUGCUCUUUACUGGGUCUAUUAGACCGUUGCAAAAUCAAAUUUUUAAUUGGAAAAAGUACCGAAGCUCGAAGAAACUACAAAAGCUAUGAAUCAAUCGAUAAACCUCAAAUUCAUCAACAAUGGCAGAGACCAACGGCUCCCUGCCUCAAACCCACCAACAAAAUCCAAUGCUCCAAUCUCUCUUCCAAGCCCUCGACCCCAUAUCACUCAUCCGCUCUCAGAACUCAAGCUCCAAUCAACCCGUUCCUCUGUGGCUCAUCACGGAGGGCUUUAUCAUGGAGAGAGGCCCCAGAUAUCGAGCAUAUGCUGAGCUGAGAGAGGCAAAGCUAAGAAUGAAUCAAAGAAAGCAACAAGAACCGGAACAGUUUGAGCCAAAGCUAACCCCUCCGAAGAAACAGGUCAAAUUUCAAGCGAAUUUGGUCUCUAGGCCUAAAGGGUCCUCGUCCAUUCUUGCGCAGUCAGUACCGGAUUUCUCAGCGGCAUUACGGAAAGAGAACCGGAAGCCAGUGACGACACUUCCGUCAGUGCUCGAGAUGACGCCACCAUCAAAGAACUGGUCCAAAGUAAACGGCGUCUUGUCGAACUCGAGAGGGAGUAAGUCGGCAAGUGCAGGGGAAAAGAGGGGUGGUGGUGCUGGUGGAUUAAUGGCAAGGAAGAGCUAUGCAAGUGUUGAGGAAUUGAAGGGGCUGUCCUCGACCGCCGCGAAUGCCAUUAAUGGAGAAAACAGGAGAGGGAGGAGCAGUAGAGGGGUGGCUAAGACUGUUUUGGGGUACAGACAGUUUUGAAUCCGGUGCUGGUGGAGGUUUUAAUUUUUAUAUAGGAUACGUCAUUUUUUCUUUCCUUCCUUUAUUUUGUUAAAUUGGGUUUGUUUCACCGAGAGCUUUUUAGAGUAAUCUUCCAUUGCUUUCUCGAGAGGCUGAAGAUGAAUUUAUUUCUAUUUUUUCGCUCUGUUGCUUCAUAAGAGUGCAAACCUCCAGAUGUGACUGAGAUCAUGAUUGUAAUAUACUAAAGGAUGUCCCACGGACUUCUGUUCUUGCGUAA
Molecule: messenger RNA, 1045 nt
Organism: Juglans microcarpa x Juglans regia
Lineage: Eukaryota; Viridiplantae; Streptophyta; Magnoliopsida; Fagales; Juglandaceae
Exons: 1
Coding region: 124-789 (221 amino acids)
Source: RefSeq, a predicted model, not a curated record